CGGCAGCGCCGUCCCCGCCGGUCCCGCCGCGGCACGGGCAGCGGACGGGCGGCCCCGCGACACCCGCGCCGCUGCACCCGCCCGAGGGGCUCGGUCCCCCCGCCCGCCCGCUGCCCCUCCUCUGCCGGCGCAGCCCAAGCCAUGCUGCUCCUGGCCGCCGCCUUCAUCGUGGCCUUCGUCCUCCUCCUCUACAUGGUGUCGCCGCUUAUCAGCCCCAAGUCCCUGAAGCUGCCCGGCGCGCACGUCGUGGUAACUGGAGGCUCCAGUGGGAUUGGAAAAUGUAUUGCUAUUGAAUGCUAUAAGCAAGGUGCUUUCAUAACACUGAUUGCAAGGGAUGAGAACAAGCUGUUACAGACAAAGAAGGAAAUAGAAAAGUACUCUGUUAAUGACAAGCAGGUUGUACUUUGUAUUUCCGUUGAUGUGUCUAAAGACUACGAACAGGUGGAGAAUGUUCUAAAACAGGCUCAGGAGAAGUUGGGGCCAGUUGACAUGCUUGUAAACUGUGCAGGAACAUCAGUUACAGGAAAAUUUGAGGAUAUUGAAGUGAAUUCUUUUGAAAGAUUAAUGGCAGUCAAUUACCUGGGGAGUGUUUACCCGAGCCGAGCAGUAAUCGCUACCAUGAAGGAACGCAGAAUGGGAAGGAUUGUAUUUGUAUCAUCUCAGGCUGGGCAAUUAGGCCUGUUUGGAUAUACAGCAUAUUCUCCAACAAAAUUUGCUCUUCGAGGGUUGGCUGAAGCCCUGCAAAUGGAGGUGAAACCUUACAAUGUCUACAUAACAGUGGCCUAUCCUCCAGAUACUGAUACUCCUGGCUUUGCAGAAGAAAGUAAAACAAAGCCCUUAGAGACGAAGCUGAUUUCUGAAACCUCAUCUGUUUGCCAAGCAGAACAAGUUGCCAGAGUUAUAGUGAAAGAUGCCAUACAAGGGAACUUUAACAGCUCGGUUGGAUCAGAUGGUUACAUGCUGUCAAUAUUGACAAGUGGAAUGUCACCAGUCACUUCUAUUACUGAAGGUCUUCAGCAGGUUGUUUGCAUGGGCAUUUUUCGCAUCAUUGGCCUAUUUUACCUAGGAAGUUUUGACAGCAUAGUUCGUCGCUGCAUGAUGCAAAGGGAAAAAUCUGAAAGUGCAGAUAAAACUGAGUAAUCUUUACUUUGAGUGGAAAGAAGAAUGUCAAGCGGUCCUGGACAGCUUGCUGCUUAAGUGGGACUCAGUUUUGCUCCUGAAGGAUUUAGGCUGGAAGUACUUGCUUGUGUGACAGAGGAGUCCCUUCAAAAGCUAUGAAAGAAAAAACAAAAGUACAAAUCCAGAAAAUGCCAAACUAUGCAAAAGUAUGAAUGAGGAUUAGAUACCUUUUUUUUUUUUUGGUGAUUUGAGUUGGAAAGAAUUUGGAGAGCUUGUAAGUGAUCUGCAGAAUAGAAUUUGAGAAUGGACUAUGGGAGGUAAUUCUGGACAAAUACUUAAGUUUUCUCACUUUGGUGCUUAUGGAUGAAAUAAGUACCAUGACAGACUGGGCUGUAGUAGAUUGAAGUCCCUGAACAAGU
This is a messenger RNA of Poecile atricapillus (Black-capped chickadee), 1538 nucleotides long. It is a transcript of the gene KDSR, whose product is annotated as 3-ketodihydrosphingosine reductase. NCBI's taxonomy places the organism in Eukaryota, Metazoa, Chordata, Aves, Passeriformes, Paridae. Gene Ontology annotation, cellular component: endoplasmic reticulum membrane. Gene Ontology annotation, biological process: sphingolipid biosynthetic process. Gene Ontology annotation, molecular function: 3-dehydrosphinganine reductase activity. The transcript is spliced from 10 exons. Bases 142 to 1140 code for a protein of 332 amino acids. The record is from RefSeq and is a predicted model, not a curated record.